Exophiala viscosa is the source of this 811-nucleotide messenger RNA. RefSeq names its product structural toxin protein RtxA. The record is from RefSeq and is a predicted model, not a curated record. The transcript has a single exon. Bases 352 to 756 code for a protein of 134 amino acids. Lineage: Eukaryota; Fungi; Ascomycota; Eurotiomycetes; Chaetothyriales; Herpotrichiellaceae.
UCUUGCGGUCUUGAAGUUUUCCUGUUAUAAUGGUCAGAACUUUACUGUUGAUGGUGUUGCCUCUCGUUGGGUGAUCGACUUCGACAUUCAAAUGGUUGCUAACGUUAUAUUAAGGCUCUGUCCGGAACUUUGAACCAAACCUUCUGCCCUAUCUCACAUUGUAUGCCCAGAAUGGCCUUUUGAUGUCCUGGAUUAUAUCUUCGGAAGCAUCUCACCUAGCUCGGGGACAAGCAUCGGACUGUUAGGAUACCUGCCUGAGUCUGUCAAAGCACCAAAAGCUCCUUUGUUUUCUCUGGAGACUCUGUGUGUAGACCGCCAACAACGACGCGAGCCAGUAUAUCAUUGACAACAAUGACUACUUCCGAGCCAACGACGACUUCCUCGAGGAGUGAGAAUGACGGAGAUACCAUCUACAAGCUACUCUUCUACGUCCCCCAAACGCAUACGCAAGCAUGUCUCGACGCAGUCUGGGCUACUGGCGCGGGAACAUGGCCUAACGGACCUGGUCACGAGCCAGGCGCCCUACCAAAGUAUACGGACACAUGCUUCGUGUCGACGGGCACGGGGCAGUUUAAGCCCGCUGCACAUGCCGAUCCCAAUAUUGGCAAGCCUGGGGUUGUUGAGUACGUGGUUGAGGAUCGGGUGGAGAUGGUGGUUAUAGGCAAGGGGGCUGUUCGAUGGGCGGUGGAUGAGCUGAGGGGGGCGCAUCCGUAUGAAGUUGUUGCUUAUUUUGUCAUCAAGUGUGACAGCUUCUAGACUACAGUACAUCGUGGAAGACCCUUGAGAACGGACGGAUGGAGAGAAUGAUAUU